This is a messenger RNA of Mytilinidion resinicola, 486 nucleotides long. RefSeq lists its product as uncharacterized. The transcript has 3 exons. Bases 1 to 486 code for a protein of 161 amino acids. The record is from RefSeq and is a predicted model, not a curated record. Gene Ontology annotation, molecular function: protein binding. Lineage: Eukaryota; Fungi; Ascomycota; Dothideomycetes; Mytilinidiales; Mytilinidiaceae.
AUGGCCUCUCCUCCGCCGACAGACUUCGAUGCCGUGCUGGAGAAGCUUGGCUUGGGAGAGUGCAUAAAGACCUUGCGUGAGAACGGGGUUGAGAACUGGGAGACAAUCAAGGAGCUUACGGAAAGAGACAUGAAGGAGCUGGGCAUCAAACUUGAUGCGCACUUGGUCGACAUCAUGAUUGAUAAUCUCAUCGCCAUCAGCCACCCCCGGAGCAGAGAGAGUCACGAAUACAGCAACUUCCUUCAGUCCCACCCUUCCCUCUACAGCGCUUUCGACCGCAUCAAGAGCCUGGAAAUUGAUUGGAAAUUUGGUCGAAUCAACAUGGCGGAUCCAUAUCAGGUGGGGCACCUCCUCGGUGAGCUUCAUGCCACUCUGUCGACGAUUGACGAUCGCUAUGACGCUCGGAGAGUUGAGCUUGCGGUUCGGCACUUCAAUGUCAUCAACGGUUCUGGUGAUGCCCAGAAGCGGUCUUCGAGCUACAAAUAG